AUGGCUCCAAAGGUCUUCCUCACUGGUGCUACUGGCUAUAUUGGUGGCGACGGCCUCUAUGCUGUCUCCAACGCCCAUCCCGACUGGGAGCUCUCAGCUCUCGUUCGUAGCCAGGAAAAGGCCGCUCAACUCAAGACCAAGUACCCCGAUAUUCGGGUAGUCCUCGGUGACCUCGAUUCGUCUGAUGUCAUCGAAGAGGAGGUUAAAAAUGCAGAUAUUGUCUUUCACUUUGCUGACUGCGAUCAUGUCGCUGCGGCCAAGGCCAUUGCCAAAGGAGCUCAACACCACACGCCCGAGCGCCCUCUCUGGGUGAUUCACACCUCGGGAACCGGCAUUUUGACUGUCGAAGAUCAGCGAGCUCGAAGCUACGGAAUCGAGCGUCCCAAGGAGUAUAAUGACUGGGAAGGGGUAGCCGAGCUUGUCAAUCUUCCCGGAGAUGCUUUCCACCGCAACGUGGACGAAAUUAUCAUUGGAAUUGGUCGACGGGAUCCAUUCAGUGCUCGCACUGCUGUUGUCUGCCCACCAACGAUUUAUGGACCCGGCCGUGGCCCCGGUAACACGAAGAGUUUCCAGGCCUACCUACUAAGUGCCGCGGUGCUCAAACGUGGCAAGGGCUUUCUGGUCGGCAAAGGCGAGAAUGUCUGGCAUCAGGUUCAUGUCCAGGAUCUAAGCAACGUCUAUCUCGCACUAGGCGAUGCCGCCGCUGAAGGUGGCGGCAAGGCUACCUGGAAUGAAGAGGGCUAUUAUUUUGCAGAGAAUGGAUCCUUUGUUUGGGGGGAUAUUCAGCGAAAGGUGGCCGAGGAGGCAUAUGCUCAGAAAUUUAUCUCCUCGCCCGCUGUUGAGUCUCUGGAUGAGAAAGAGACUACUGAAAUCUUGUCUGCGGGAGUUUACGCUUGGGGAUCUAACUCUCGCGGGCGUGCCCUUCGUGCACGGAAUCUUUUCGGAUGGGAGCCUAAGCAGCCAAAGCUGAUUGAUUUGAUCCCGGAAAUUGUGUCGCUGGAGGCGAAGGGACUUGGCCUCUGA
Penicillium waksmanii is the source of this 1023-nucleotide messenger RNA. RefSeq names its product putative nucleoside-diphosphate-sugar epimerase. Lineage: Eukaryota; Fungi; Ascomycota; Eurotiomycetes; Eurotiales; Aspergillaceae. Bases 1 to 1023 code for a protein of 340 amino acids. The record is from RefSeq and is a predicted model, not a curated record. The transcript has 3 exons.